GCGCUAGCGAGCCAGCGGGCAGCCGGGCCGGCGGGCGAGCGGCGGCGGCGGCGGCGGCGGCCCCGGCACCCCAGGCCGAGCCGGCGCGGGAGGAGUUCCAGGGCGAUGGGGCCGCGGCCGGGGCUGACGCUUUGACAGCUGGAAAGAGCGCGGAGCCAGCGCCUGGGGGGGAGGGAGGGGAGCGCGGCUAGGAGAGCGCGAGCGAGCGAGCGAGCGAGCGGGCGAGCGCCGGGGAGGGGGCCGGGAGCGAGGGGCAGCUCGGGAGCAGCCGGAGCGGUAGCGGCGGCGGCGGCGAGGUUCGGUGCCCUCUUCUCUGCAAAACAUGUUUGCCAAAGGCAAAGGCUCGGCGGUGCCCUCGGACGGGCAGGCUCGAGAAAAGUUAGCUUUAUACGUCUACGAAUAUUUGCUGCAUGUAGGAGCACAGAAAUCUGCACAGACCUUCUUGUCAGAGAUUCGAUGGGAAAAAAACAUCACGUUGGGAGAACCGCCUGGGUUUUUGCACUCGUGGUGGUGUGUAUUUUGGGACCUUUACUGUGCAGCUCCUGAAAGGCGAGACACUUGUGAACAUUCAAGUGAAGCGAAAGCCUUUCAUGAUUACAGUGCAGCAGCCGCCCCGAGCCCAGUGCUUGGCAACAUUCCCCCCAACGAUGGGAUGCCUGGAGGCCCCAUCCCCCCGGGUUUCUUUCAGCCUCCGGGAGGAGUUCCUGGGACACAGCCACUGCUGCCCAACUCCAUGGAUCCCACACGACAACAAGGGCACCCCAACAUGGGAGGAUCAAUGCAGAGAAUGAACCCUCCCCGAGGCAUGGGGCCCAUGGGGCCCGGCCCACAGACUGACCCUUGGUUAUCGUUGCAGAAUUACGGCAAGCGGCAUGGAGACCACCACCCAACUCCCUCGGCCCCGCCAUGCCCGGAUUACAUGGGACCAGGAGCUGGCAGACCCUGGCCAAUCCUAACAGUGCUAAUUCAAUUCCAAUACUCCUCCUCAUCAGCCUGUACCUAUGUGGGACCCCCCUGCGGUGGUGGCCCCCCAGGGACACCCAUCAUGCCUAGCCCUGCAGAUUCAACAAAUUCCAGCGACAACAUCUACACAAUGAUUAAUCCUGUGCCGCCUGGAGGCAGCCGGUCCAACUUCCCGAUGGGUCCAGGCUCGGAUGGCCCGAUGGGAGGCAUGGGCGGCAUGGAGCCACACCACAUGAAUGGAUCGUUAGGGUCGGGUGACAUAGAUGGACUUCCAAAAAAUUCUCCUAACAACAUAAGUGGCAUUAGCAACCCUCCAGGCACCCCUCGAGACGACGGCGAGCUAGGAGGGAACUUCCUCCACUCCUUCCAGAACGACAAUUAUUCUCCAAGCAUGACGAUGAGUGUGUGAUCCCCCUCCUCUUCUCCGAAAUGCUGAGAGAGCCGGCAUUGCAGGCAGGAAGAUGCCAGAAAUUAUGCAAGAAGAAGUGAGGUGUCAUUACCCAGGAGCUGGGGGAGGGGCAUCUCCCUGCUCCCCCUCCGCCCUCUCCCUUUUUUCCACUCCCCCCACUCUUCCCAAUUUUAGUUCAUGCAAUAAAGAGGCGGAACUUUUUAUUCCAUAAAACAUGAAGGACAAAACUCAAAAAUAUAUUUCAGGUCGAUGGCCAGAACAGUCCCGUCCCUUGCCCUUUCCCAGAAGGACCUUUUAUGUACAUGACACUUUUUUUUGUUGUUUUUUGUUUGGGGUUUUGCCGCUGUUGGGAUUUUUUAAUUUGUUUUCCGGGUGGGGCUUUGGGGGAGAAAUUUUUUAAAAGGAAGCUUCUAGCAAGCCCCCAUCCCCAAUCAACCUCUGCUUUCUUCUUUAAAAAAAAGAAAAAGGAAAAAAAGGACAAAAAAACCCAAGCCCUGUGUUUGUCUGUGCCCAAGCUCCCCCGCAGGAGAGCUGGUCUAGGUGUGAGAGCGCACGCUGUCUUUGUAGCCACCUAAAAAUGAUGAUAAUAAUAAUAAACUGGGCAGUUUAUAAUCGGUGGUUUCUUUCGAAAGGCCUUCUUUGGAAAGGAAAGGAAGUUACCCUUUUCCACUUGGGGUUUUUGGCUUGUGCGGAUGGGCAAGGGAGGGGCGGGGCCUUUUUUUAUUUUGUUUUUUUGCUUAGUUUCCCGUGGCCAAGGUGGUGACAGCAGCCGCACCACUCCGACCCCAGAGUUCCCCGCACCCCCAUUACAUAGCUGGAGGGGCCAGGCCACCCGAAGGCUCUCGCCUCCACCAGGGCGGAGACUCAGCUCACUGCAACCCCAGCCCAGCAGCACGCACUGCUUCCCAGGACCGCCCGCCCCCCUGCGCCCUCCUCGGGCCCCGCCCAGUCUCCUGAGGAUCCUGCCAGCUGCUGGUGGCCUGGAGCGCAGUAGGGGAGGCCACCUGCGGCAGGAUGGCUGUGACCUGGGACGUGGAACCUGUGACCUCCGCGUCCUGGUCCCCAUGGCCCUCGCAUCGUCCUCGUGUGUGCUGGCAUGUAGGGUUGGAGUUUGCGGGAGGGGGUUGGGUUUUUUUUUUUUUUUUAACUUCUCUUGAUUCUUCCUCCUUUCUCAAAGACGAGAUAUUGACCCGAAUUGCUCUGCAUAUGCUUGGAACUGGAUGGAAAGACUUCGGAAUUGCUGUGGGGGGUGGGGGGACACCAACCACCAAACAGAUGUGCUGUUUCCGGUCCUGUUUUUAUUUUCAAAAACUGACACGCGACAGUGGAGCCUGUCUCCUCCCAGGAGGGGUGACUUGCCUCCCUCACCUCAGCACCCCCCAUGGAAACCUCUGUGUCUUGCCCCGAGACAACCGAAUUCUUUGUACAUUUACUCCCUCCUCCCUGCCCCCUCCCCCGUAGCUGGUCUUUGUUUGUCCCCCUUUCUGCUCCGUGUAUAUCAUAUUAUGUGAGAUAUCAUCUGCCUGAAAAAAGACCUUGUGCGGAUUAUUGGGAACAUUGUAGCUGUUUCUGUGUUUUUUCUUACCUUGUAGUCUGGUUCUGAAUUAAGAGAGGAAAAAAAUAAUUAUGAUACAUUGUAGUUUGUGUACGAUAUAUGUCGAUAACGUUUUAUUAAAGGGACAUCUUUUUUCCGCA
Molecule: messenger RNA, 3067 nt
Organism: Phyllostomus discolor (pale spear-nosed bat)
Lineage: Eukaryota; Metazoa; Chordata; Mammalia; Chiroptera; Phyllostomidae
Gene: SSBP3
Product: single stranded DNA binding protein 3
Exons: 16
Coding region: 323-1372 (349 amino acids)
Biological process (GO): positive regulation of transcription by RNA polymerase II
Cellular component (GO): nucleus
Molecular function (GO): protein binding; single-stranded DNA binding
Source: RefSeq, a predicted model, not a curated record